AUGUCUGAUCCUGUUGUUGAAAAACCGGGAGCCCCAGCCGAGACGCCCAGGAACAUCCCACCGCCGUCCGACAAGUCCAUUGCCGCCAAAGUCCACAAGGAGAUGCCGAACAAGGUCACCGGCGCGUUGGCUACGCCCGACCGCAUCCUCCUGCGGUUGAACAAGUACGGCCUGACCUACAGCCUCUACGGAGCUGAUCACGACAGAAUGUUGACGAGCAUUCUAGACUUCUCGCUGCCCCAGGCGGCUUGAGCGCCUUCCUCUCCACCUUCAACUACACCCUCUACCUCCUCACUCACCUUGAGGCAAAGGCCGCGCCGCUCCAGGAACGUCUCUUUCUGCUCCUCAACCGAAAUGCGGCUCUCCCGAAGGUCACGCCAGUCACGCCCGCCGGCCCAUCGCGCUUCGCAGCUUUGGCGGCUCUCCUCUCCCAGACGCGCGUGACCCUGCGUCUGUUUGGACUGUUGCCGCUGUACGCAUGGGCACGUCAGUUGGCACAAGGGCCGAAGCCCGGACAAGACCACGUUCUAUACACUUGCUCGGUCGCGCAAUGCGGGCUCUACAUCGCCUUCCAGUUCCUCGAGAACGUGGCCCUGCUUUCAGACAACGCUGUCAUCCCAGCGCAGCUUACCGCGAGGUGGACGGAGAAGACGGGUGGAAAGGCGACUAAGAUUUACCUUACCGCAUACCGUGCGUGGAUGCUCGGCUUCUCGAUCGACUUCGUCCGGCUUCUCCGUGAAGCUCAGCUUGAGCGUAACAAGCGCAGCCAGCGCAGCUCCGUCGAGAGCAAGGAUGUCUCCGUGCAGGAGGAGGACAAGAAGAUCGACCAGCAGUGGUGGCAGCAGCUGAUUGUGCCGGCUGCAUGGUUUCCAGUUGGAUGGCAGUCUGCUGAGUGGAACGAAGGCGGCUUCCCUGGUUUUAGCUUGGGACUAAUGGGUGCUUGCGGUGCAAUCGCUGGAUUGGACAAGACGAAAGCGCUCUGGGAUGCGACUGCAUAG
Messenger RNA from Lecanosticta acicola, 998 nucleotides. The record is from the annotation of a GenBank genome assembly. NCBI's taxonomy places the organism in Eukaryota, Fungi, Ascomycota, Dothideomycetes, Mycosphaerellales, Mycosphaerellaceae.